AUGCAGGAUCCAAAUUAUCAAACAGAUUUAUUUGAUAUUGAGAAGAAGCUAAGAGGGAACCUGGAGAAAUGGGGAAUGAUAGAGGAGAGCAUUAUGAGACAGAAAUCAAGAACAAAAUGGUUGAAGCUUGGGGAUUCUAAUAGUGCCUAUUUCCAUGCUUGUAUGAAGAAUAGAAUUUCUACAAAUAAUAUUAAAGCCUUUGUGAAUCAGGAUGGUAAGCUGUUGCAGAAUGAUCAAGAGGUGGAGGAGGAAGUUGUGGGAUUCUAUGAAAAGCUUCUAGGGAAUGCUGCUGAACAAAUGCAAAUGAUCAAUCCAACAGUAAUGAAAAAUGGAACAAUCCUGACAAGAGAUCAACAGAUGAAGCUAAUUGAGCCAAUUUCCACAGAGGAGAUCUGUAAUGCAAUGAAUGACAUUGAUGACCACAAAGCCCCAGGAUGUGAUGGUUUCAAUGCAUGUUUCUUUAAGAAAGCAUGCUCAAUAGUAGGAGAAGAAAUAAUUCAAGCAACAAAAUAG
This is a messenger RNA of Nicotiana attenuata, 513 nucleotides long. RefSeq lists its product as uncharacterized. The record is from RefSeq and is a predicted model, not a curated record. The transcript has a single exon. The coding region runs from base 1 to 513 and encodes 170 amino acids. NCBI's taxonomy places the organism in Eukaryota, Viridiplantae, Streptophyta, Magnoliopsida, Solanales, Solanaceae.